AUGGAGGGUUUAAUUGUUAAAAAUCCAUCUUGUACAAUUUCUAGGUUUAACGCUAUCAUUCCAUCACAGGAAAAUAUUGAUAUUAACUCAAAUGUUUCUUGUAUAGUCCAUAUUAAUCUUCAUAGUAUUUGUGUCUCAAAAAAUGAAGGCGGUUCUCAUAAUUUAACAAGGAAUGGACGGAAUGACGUGAACAACAAUAAUAGUUCAACACAAGUAUUAGAUUCAAGCAGGUUGCAUCAAGAUAGUGGUGGGUGUGGCGUUAAACAAUUUGGUGCUAUAAAUGAUGUAAAUACUAGCUUGAAAAACAUUGCUGCUCCAAGUGCGAUCCUUAGGUUUACAGCUUCAAGCAAAGUCAAAUCAUAUCAAGGCAAUUGUAAUAUAUCUUUUAUUCCUCAAGAAUUCGAUUCAACUCUAUAUCCUCCAUAUUGGAACCAAUAUUCCUCACCACCAUCAUUUUCAACACCAUUCUCACCACCACCUACUGAUGAUAGAGUUGACAAAUGA
Messenger RNA from Entrophospora sp. SA101, 504 nucleotides. The record is from the annotation of a GenBank genome assembly. Lineage: Eukaryota; Fungi; Glomeromycota; Glomeromycetes; Entrophosporales; Entrophosporaceae.